This is a messenger RNA of Scomber japonicus (chub mackerel), 1841 nucleotides long. RefSeq names its product mitochondrial E3 ubiquitin protein ligase 1a (gene mul2). Bases 92 to 1159 code for a protein of 355 amino acids. The transcript is spliced from 6 exons. NCBI's taxonomy places the organism in Eukaryota, Metazoa, Chordata, Actinopteri, Scombriformes, Scombridae. The record is from RefSeq and is a predicted model, not a curated record. Gene Ontology annotation, molecular function: ubiquitin-protein transferase activity. Gene Ontology annotation, biological process: protein ubiquitination; organelle organization.
CUGAACGGUACUUUAACCGAAGAAUGUCAACUUGAGAUUAGUCCUCGUUAACAGGUCUGAUCGCAGGGCUGUGACAGCAGACCCAGAGGGGAUGGAUGGAUUUGCUGUGAAGGUUUCUGAGGCAGUGUGUCUUGGGGCCAGCUUUGCCCUCUCAGGCAUCUGCUACUACCUGUACAGGAAGAGUCGGUCGACAGUGAAUACACUCAAUGAUGCUCCACACUUCAAUAUAGAUAAAAAACUAACAGACGUCUUGAAAGUUACUCCAGGAGUGUGUCUACAGUAUGCUGUCAUUGAAGGUGCUGUGCAACCGGUGGGGGACUCUCUGAACAGUCACUUCCAAAAAGAAACUGUCGGAGUUUUGCAGAAAUUCAGUUUGAGAGAACACAGGCUGGUGUGGAACGGCUUUUCACGCACUUGGACGGACAGUGAGCGACUCUUACACCAAAGAGUGAAUUCAGUGCCGUUUAUGUUAGUGGGAUCAGAUGAGACGGCAAUCAAAGUCAUGUGCCCUCUGCAGGCAGAUGGAGUGCAGAUGGAGAUCACACAUGAGAAGUUCCACCAGGUCAAUUAUGGCUUGGGCGACAUCGUAGGACAAUUCCUCAGCGGGGAAAAGCUUAAAGGACAACUGGAGACAGAGGAAAUGCUCAAAGUGGGUACAAUUCUCACAGGUGUAGGUGAGCUGGUCCUGGACACAGAUGGCACCCUGAAACUUCAACCACCAUCCAAUGGAUCAAAGUACUUCCUGAGCAUCACAGACUUUGACACCCUGCGAGGAGAGCUGGAAGACACAGCCGUGACGUGGAAGGUGUUUGCUAUUGUCUUUGCACUAGCAGGCGCAGCGGCCCUCCUCUGGGUUGGUCGACGUUAUUACAAACACAGAAAACUUCACUGGCAGCGGGAAAAAGAAAGAAGAGAAUUUGAGAGACUGCAGGCUGAAAGAAUGCGCAAUGGAGCAGGAGGCCUGGAGGAUGGUCUAGAUGAUGAUGAGGACAAUAUAGAGAAUGCCUGUUUGAUUUGCCUCAGUCAGCCACGUAACUGUAUUCUGUUGGACUGUGGGCAUAUAUGCUGCUGCCACAGCUGCUACCAGGCCCUUCCACAACACCUAUGCCCCAUAUGCAGACAGCCCAUCACCAGAGUAUUGCCUCUCUAUCACGCCUGAGGCACUUGCAUGAUUAUAUGAGCUCAGUGGAGCUUCAUCAUCAAACUGUUCAAGCUUUAGACAUAAACAGUCCGAACUUCUGCACUUGAGAGAGGGUAAAGACGGUUUUGAGGAACAUACUGUAUUGUACCUAUUGACAAAAUGUGAAAUAUCAAACUGCUGUCAAACCCUUUGUUCACAGAAGUCAAGUGAGGUACUUUUAUAUGGGGGAAAUGAAAUAUUUUGUAAAUUUAUUUUCCUACAUGUUCAAGUCAUGUGCCUUAACAUUGUUAAUUUAUAUGAGUGCUGCUAUCCCACAAUGAUUAUACAUAUCUGAUUAACUUAAGCCUGCUCGUGAAGUGCUAAGCUUUUUGUUUCAGCCAAUGUCAGUUACAUUUUUGAGUCACUGGAAGUUAUUGAAACAAAGACACGUUUAGUGGCCAGAUACUUAGAGGGAAAUCCAGCCGCUUUAGUGUUAAGGUCCACUAUAGACUGUAAAAUGGUGGCUUGUUGAAACAAAUUCAAUAAAACCUCAGUCAUUAAAUAUUGUAUUUCACUUCAUACUCUCUACUAAUAGUUCCUGAUGCUAAAUCCUUCAACCACUUCAAGUUAUUUGAGCUAUGGAGUGAUGAUAAAACUCAAUCAUGUCUUGUUACAGAUCUGUGGGGGAGUAACAUGUUAUACUGUAUAAUGCCCUUUCUGG